GAGCUCUGUCCUCUCCAACAUACACCUUUUCCGUUGUGUGUCGAGCAGAAAAUGACCAUUGAAGGAUCAGAGCCAAACCAGGCAUCAGAUCACAUAUUGGAUUGGCUAGAGGAUUCAGUGUCAUUCCUUCCAUCUUUCUUGGAUGAUCCUUACAACGCAGCCGAUAUCAAUCCCUAUCAAUGGUGGGAGCAAGCAGAAGAGAUUUGCCAGGAUCUAGCCAACACCAACACCAGUCUCAGCAGCAGCACAACCACAAGCACCACCACAAAUAUCAAUACAACUAGCCUAAUAUCACCGAAUAAUCCCACCAUAUCUAAUCAUCCACCAACGUCCACUUCAAACAAGAAACGGAAAGAUCCUGAAGACCCAGUUCCCAAAACAUCCCAGAAUCAUAAUCAGAGAAGGAAUCUGAAUCAUCGGGUAAACAAGGAAGAGCAAGAUGGUGAAGCAGUAGUUGGAGAAGUGGUGGCAGUGAAAAAAUCAAAUGGAAACAAGAACAGGACCAACAAGAGCACAGAUAAUAACUCAAAUAACGGUAACAAGAAGGAAGGAAGAUGGGCAGAACAGUUACUUAACCCCUGUGCAGCUGCUAUUACUAUUGGAAACUUGUCACGCGUGCAACACCUUCUCUAUGUGCUCCAUGAGCUAGCCUCCCCAACUGGCGAUGCUAACCACCGGCUAGCAGCUCAUGGUCUUCGAGCGCUCACACAUCACCUAUCAUCCUCGUCAACUUUGUCCUCGGCAUCCAUAGGAACCGUUACUUUCGCUUCAACUGAGCCAAAGUUCUUUCAAAAAGCUUUACUCAAAUUCUACGAGGUGAGUCCUUGGUUUGCCUUCCCUAAUAACAUUGCAAAUGCCUCUAUCCUUCAAGUUCUUGGACAAGAACAAGAUCCCACGCGAAUCCUUCAUAUUCUUGAUAUUGGGGUCUCCCAUGGUGUGCAGUGGCCUACACUUCUUGAAGCCUUGACUCGCCGGCCUGGAGGACCUCCUCCUCUAGUACGCAUCACAGUCAUCACUGCCACCACUGAAAAUGAUCAAAGCACUGAGCCCCCCUUUUCAAUAGGUCCGCCAGGAGACAAUUUUCCCUCAAGACUACUUGGUUUUGCUAAGUUCAUGAACAUCAAUUUGGAAAUCAAGCGACUUGAUGGCUACCCAUUACAAAAACUUAGUGAAAGCAUAAUAGACGCCAAACCUGAAGAAGCCUUAAUAGUUUGUGCGCAAUUCAGACUCCAUCAUUUAAACCACAACACACCAGAUGAAAGAACUGAGUUCUUGAGAGUUCUGAGAAGGUUGGAGCCCAAAGGCGUGAUACUCAGCGAAAACAAUAUGGAUUGUAGCUGCAACAGUUGUGGGGAUUUUGCAACAGGAUUCUCACGGAGAGUAGAGUAUUUAUGGAGGUUUUUGGACUCAACAAGUUCAGCUUUCAAAGGGCGAGAGAGUGAAGAAAGACGGAUGAUGGAAGGAGAGGGGUCAAAGGCCUUAACAAAUCGUGGAGAAAUGAAUGAAGGGAUAGAUAAAUGGUGCGAGAGGAUGAAAGGGGUGGGAUUUGUAGGCGAGAUGUUUAGAGAAGAUGCCAUUGACGGAGCUCGUGCAUUGUUGAGGAAGUAUGACAGUAACUGGGAGAUGAGAACGGAAGGGAAAGAUGGGUGCGUGGGGCUAUGGUGGAAAGGACAACCUGUUUCUUUUUGUUCAUUAUGGAAAUUGGAUAUGAAAGGACGUGAAAGUUAGAAACAUUACAAGUACUUUUGCUCGUCUUCUUCAUAUAAAUGUUCCCUUUUUUUUUCAUUAUGUAAAUUUAACGAAUAUAAUAAAACUAUAUGUCAGAGGCUGGUGGUGCAGUCCUUUGUUUUUG
Populus euphratica (Euphrates poplar) is the source of this 1852-nucleotide messenger RNA. Its product is annotated as nodulation-signaling pathway 1 protein-like. The transcript has a single exon. Bases 52 to 1728 code for a protein of 558 amino acids. The record is from RefSeq and is a predicted model, not a curated record. NCBI's taxonomy places the organism in Eukaryota, Viridiplantae, Streptophyta, Magnoliopsida, Malpighiales, Salicaceae.